AUGAAGCAUUCGCUGGAUGGUGGCAUUGGUUUAAAUUCUGAUACCCUCUUGGUAAUUAAGCUUCCUGAUUCGCAGAUUCUGCGUAUUGUGUCUCGCUCGGUUUUUUUAGCUGUUUUUCUUCUUACGUUACCUUGCAUUGGUUCCAUUUUAAAGGAACUUUCUUCAACUUCUAAUUAUAAUCUGCACACGCAAGGUUUUGAUUCUGAUUUGAUUGCUGUUGAAUAUUUGGAGUCGCUAUUGCUAGAUUUGGCCAAUGAGGGCCUUAUCAAGAAGGGCGAUAAAGCUUUCUUUGUAAGCGCCGGCAUCGGUGCUGUAAUUGAUAAUUUAAGAUUCUUGAAUGCCAAUGAAAUUGAAUUGGUGUUGGCAUCUGAUCUGGGGCAACAAGUAUUGUUCCAUGAUGCAUCAUUUGAUUUUGUAUUUGGAUUUGGGAUUGAAGAUUUUGAAUUCCUGGACCAAAUUGUGAAAGUUGGUGGUGUUCUGGUUACUCAAUUGACUGACCUUCCAAAUGCUUUCCAAAAGAAAUCAAACUAUAGACUUGUUUAUCUUCGGCGUUAUAGUUCAACCAUUGUGGCAAUGAAAAAGACUAGUUUAGCAAAUGAACUGGUGGAUUCUUCAUAUUCGAGGAGGCAGCUCUGUGAGUUGUCAUUGGAGGCGAAGAAAGCAUCAUUGGAUGGCUUGGAAGAUGUUCUGCUUGAGCCCCCAAUGCAUAGGAAAUUCUUGAAGAAAUUCAACUAUUUUCCUGAUUUGUUAGGGGAUUCUUUAGAAGAUUAUCCGCGUCGAGUUUUUGUUGAUGUGAGCUUGCAAGAGGAGAAGGACAGGGUAAUGGCAUGGUUUCAUGAGAACUAUCCAACUAGGAAUCAAAACUUCGAGAUAUACAACAUUGAAAUGGUGCUUGAAGGAGUGUCAAAAACAGUGGCACCAAGCAUUGAUGUUUCAGAUUGGUUAAUGAAGAAUGUGAAGCAAGAUGAGUUUGUUGUAAUGAAGGCAGAAGCAGAAGUGGUGGAGGAGAUGAUAAGGAGGAAGACUAUUGAUUUGGUGGACGAACUAUUUCUAGAGUGUGAGAAUCAGUGGCACAAUGGGGAAGAGAAGAGAAGCAAGAGAGCUUAUUGGGAGUGUUUGGCUUUGUAUGGCAGGCUGAGAGAUAAAGGAAUUGCUGUGCAUCAAUGGUGGAGUUGA
Molecule: messenger RNA, 1176 nt
Organism: Manihot esculenta (cassava)
Lineage: Eukaryota; Viridiplantae; Streptophyta; Magnoliopsida; Malpighiales; Euphorbiaceae
Exons: 1
Coding region: 1-1176 (391 amino acids)
Source: RefSeq, a predicted model, not a curated record